CACAGUAACAGUUGUUGUGACAAGAUCAUUCGGCGUAAUUCAUUCGUUUAUUGCAAUUAUUUGUGCAAUAAUUUAACAAAAACGCUACAAAAUGGGUAAGGGCUUUAACAACUACAUGUGUAAGAAGUUUUUCCACCCCGCUUCGAGGGACAACCUGAAGCGGGUUUGGAUGGCUGAGCAAAAAGCGGAGGCUUACAAGAAGAAACAAGAGGAGCUGCGCCAACAAUACGAGAAGGAGCAGGAUUUGCACGAUAACAAGGCAAUGCUCAGUAAGGAAAGCAAAGACAAAUUGAGUAUUAAUUUCAUGUAUGAGCCCCCACCUGGAGCCCGCAAGGAACGCGAGCGUGAGGAUAACGAGCCUGAGUACAAGUUUGAGUGGCAGCGUAAAUACAACGCCCCUCGUGAAAGUUACUGUAAAGGUGAUCAGGAGAUCAGAGAUCAGCCUUUUGGGAUACAAGUGAGGAAUGUUAGGUGUAUCAAGUGUCAUAAAUGGGGGCACAUUAACACGGAUAAGGAGUGUCCUAUGUAUAGUUUGUCAACUAGUGUGGCGAGGUCGCUUGAAUCGGCUUCGAUAAUGGAUCAGAAGUCCUUAGUUGAACAAAUGAGGGAGGAUGGGCUUGCAAUUAAAAAGCAGUAUUUGAGUAAUACAGGAACUGCUAAUUAUGAUUUAAUUAUUAAUGAGGAUGCUGAUGAGAACUCAGUUGUGACCUUUAUCAAGUCGUUGACGAAAAAGCAAAAGAAGGCGUUGUUGAAGAAGUUGGAGAAGAUUGAAAAGGGGGGUAAGGAUAAGAAGAAUAAGAAAAGACGAGAUUCAGAUGAGACAUCGUCAGAUGAAGAGAGGAAGAAAUCAGGGAAGAAGAAAUUCAGAAGGAGGAAUCACAGUACAAGCUCUGAGGAAGAAUCCGAAGAUGAUAAAAAGAAACACAAGAAGAAGGAAAAACCAUCAGAGUUUAAAUUAAUGUCUAAAGAAGAGAAAAAGGCAUUGAUUAAGAAACUAGAAAUUGUGGAGAAAGAGAUCAGUAAAAGAAAUGAAAAGAAUGGAAGAAAAAACUCAGAUGAGGACAAGUCAAACAGAGAUAAGAAACAUUCACGACAUAACGAUGAUGAUUACAGACGAGACAGAAAGCGAAAGUCUGAUGAUUUUCAUUAUGAAAAUAGUAAAAGAAGGCGGUCUUAAGUUUUUGGUUUUUAUCUUGGAUAAUUGUUUAGAUUAGAAUUGUUGUGAUUAUAGGGAUUAUCAAGAAACACACUUGUAAUAAUUUAAUAGACAUGUAAAAGAUUUUUUUUUUAAUAAUAAAAAUAUUUAUUAAGGA
Tribolium madens (black flour beetle) is the source of this 1313-nucleotide messenger RNA. Its product is annotated as corepressor interacting with RBPJ 1. The record is from RefSeq and is a predicted model, not a curated record. Gene Ontology annotation, molecular function: transcription corepressor activity. Gene Ontology annotation, cellular component: nucleus. Lineage: Eukaryota; Metazoa; Arthropoda; Insecta; Coleoptera; Tenebrionidae. The transcript is spliced from 2 exons. Gene Ontology annotation, biological process: negative regulation of DNA-templated transcription. The coding region runs from base 92 to 1177 and encodes 361 amino acids.